Molecule: messenger RNA, 1615 nt
Organism: Xenopus tropicalis (tropical clawed frog)
Lineage: Eukaryota; Metazoa; Chordata; Amphibia; Anura; Pipidae
Product: tripartite motif-containing protein 14-like
Exons: 2
Coding region: 519-1334 (271 amino acids)
Cellular component (GO): cytoplasm
Source: RefSeq, a predicted model, not a curated record
UUCCAUUUCCGGGGGCGGAACUAAGUGCUGGUGACGCUGCCGCGGGGGCUGAUGGGAAGAAGGCAAAGUGGCGCCAUCUUGUUAUGCGCGGUGGAGGCGGAUGCGGGGCGCUGAGGUGGAGCGAUGCUGUGAGGGAGGGAAGGACAGACGCACGGAAUGGAGCAGACAGAGAGACAGCCGCUGAGGGACUGAGAUGAGAGCUUACUGAGGGACUGACCCAGAGGGGGAAGGCUGAGACUCUUCCAAGCAACUGAGCACAUCAAGGAACUGCCCCGAGAGAGGGAGGGGAAUCUUAUCUUACCCCAAAGAGCAAGCGCACAGAGGAACUGCCCCCUGGGAGUGCAGGGCUGGGGGACUGACCCGGAACAAAGGGGGCGGAGUGAAGAAUGAGGAAUUGAGCCAAGCUUGGCUUCUAAAUGUCACCGAGAGACUGACCCCCAAAGAGAGAGGGCACCCUUAGUGACUGGCCCCAGAGAGGGCUGUGAGAGAGAGGGGGUGAGACGGAGAAACGAGGGCAGAUGGAGAAGCCAACGAAGCCCCUGAAGAAGCGGAGGAGAGAUGUUGAGGAAAGGCAAGAUGGAGUCCCUGAUCUGAUCCAACAGCUGGAGAUGGAGAAGAACGAGUUGGCCAAGAAGAUCCGUCACAUUGAGAAGAUGUGCAACUUGGCUGAUCCAAUAACUGUCCUACAGGAACCAGAAUCAGACGGGUCAGUCACUUGUGGUACCGAGGGGGAGGAUAAUGAGGGUGGGGAGAGGGAGGAGCCAGCCAAUGAGCAUGUGGAGUCUAAGCCCUCUGUGUAUGGGCAGCAGGCCACGGGCAUGGAGCUGGACGUGGGCACCGCCUCUAAUCUCGUCAUAAUCUCAGAGGAUGGGAAAACCGUUUCCUACACUCGAACGGACCAGCGCCGCCCGCUGACGCCCCAGAGAUUCCAGGAUUACGCCCAAGCCUUAUGCACCCGCCCCUUCACCUCCGGCCGCCAUUACUGGGAGAUCGAGGGCAGCGAACUGGGGUACUGGUGGGUGGGCGUAUCCUAUGCCACCGUGGAGAAGGGCGGAGACUUGUCCAGCCUUGGCAAUAACGGCAAGUCGUGGUGCUUGUACCGCUGGAAUUAUAAGUAUUCUGUCAGACAUAACGGCAAAGUAACGGAUUUAAUCCUCCGGCCUUACUGCGGGAAUAUCCGCAUUGCGCUGGACUACGACGCCGGUCACCUGACCUUCUAUGAGCUGUCCGACCCAAUGCGCCACUUGCACACCUUCACUGCCACCUUCUCCGAGCCGCUGCACCCUGCAUUCAGGGUAUGGGGGGACGAUGCCUGGGUAAAGAUCGUUAGCUAGAGGGGGCAAUUAUUAGUCACCUGACACUCCCAGCCCCGCCCCUUGUCGUUACAUCAGAGGAGAGUGCUGCAGCCAUAACUUAUGCAGCCAUCUCAUUGGCAGGCAGCACGUCUCAUGUAACGAGUGUGUGGGGCUUGAUCCGCAGUAUUUCCAUAGCAACUGGGCAGGAUGGUGAAUUGUGGGCGGAGACUAUUCAAGGUAUAAGAACUCGAAUGUACCCAGAUACCAAAUGUACAUACAGGUAAUUUGUAGUUUGCCAAUAAAUGUCCUACUCAUCCGAA